AUGUCCAGCAUCCGCAAGCUCCAGGGCAAUCGCCCCAUGGUCAUCAAUCACCUCAAGCCGAUGAACCAGAUGCCUCAAACUCCACAAGCCCAUGCUUCGCAAUCGCCUCAAGGUCAAUACCCUAUCCAGCACCAAAUUUCAGGCCAACCACAGCAUUACCAGUCAUCUGCACAAGGCCCUCAACUUCAUCAAUCCCCUCUAGCUCAGAACCCAGGCCUCCCUCAACAAUACGUGCUUAGUCAACAGCCCAGUGCUCAAACAGUGCCUUACGGUGUCGCAGCACCGCCGACGCCGUCUCAGCAUCAACAACAAUACCAGCAACAAACAGCUCAAUUUUCUGCCCCGCCUUCAGCUUCAGCUCAAGGCCAGCUGCAAGCAACUGCCCAGUCUCUUUUUAAAUCUGGAAAGGGCUUCUUGGGUAAUAUCGCUAGCAACAUCAAGUCCAAAUACCCUGCCACAACUUCGUCCACAAUUUCUUACACAGGUGAAGCACCGAAACCGACAUAUAAUCCUGCACAACACCCUACCCAGACGCCUUUGAGUCCGACAAACUCGUUCCCUCAGGGAUAUGACCAGAGUCAGCAGGUGGCUGUUCAACACGAAUCGUCGACGUCACAACAAAACAUCUCGCCCAGUGCUUUAGGCUAUCCUCCCGCAUCGCAUCAAAGUUCUUUUCCCAUACAGUCGCAAGGGGUCCCUGGUCAGUCGUCACAACAAGUGCAUCAUGCUACUCAACAGUUAUACCAUCAACCACAAGUUCCCGUAAACGUAGUCGCUGUUGCUCAAGCUGCUACCUCGUCGCCGCCAGUCCAUUCGCCAACCGCAGCUGCCUCACCGUAUCCACAGCCAUCGCUGAAUCACCAGCAAUCAGACCCAUAUGCUCCAACAGCUCCAACUCAAGCCCCUCAAAUUGUUGCUCAUGCCGGACCAUAUGGCGCCUUGCCUGGGCAUCAACAGGGCCACCCACAAGCCAUUCCACUGCAGCAAAACUACCAUAGUCCUUCUUCAAACGCAACUCUACCACCAUCAUGGCCACAGCAGACCAGCCACAUCGCUUACAGCCCAGCUGUACCGACUACAAGUUCCGCAUCCGCGGGCCAAGAAACAGUACAGGUUAUCACUUCUGGCUAUGGGCCCGUAGGGAUGCACUCGCAGCAAUCAUACUACCAUAAUAGCCCCAUCACGCAAGCGUCACCAUCCACACCGCAUGUCAUCCCACAGAUGCAACAACCAACAGUAUCAUCCAGUCAUUCGCAGAGCCUUUCUCAGAUGGCCUCGCCGCUGCCACAGCAGCAAUACCAGAGCACCGUAGAGCCAGCAUACCAUCAACAGCAUCUUCACCAGCAGGGCCAGUUGACUGCAUCAGAGACAAAGCCACCGUCCCAUGUUCCUCCAUAUUCAGGUGACAACAGCGGCCCCGCCAACUAUACACAAGGCAACCCGUCCGGCCUUCCGUCACAGCAUCACCCCAAUAGCGCACCGACAGCCCAAAUUCACCACAGUGCCCCUUCUAUGCAAGGGCAGUAUCAAGCAACCUCACAGGCACAUCCUCAAUCGAUGCCUCAUGCACCUGAACCUGUGCCACAAACUGCGACACCAAACCAGAACCAUAUUCCUCUACCUUCGUCGCCUUUGCAGACCUUGAACCAACCCAGUGGCAUCCUACCAUCUGCACCAGAAGCCGGUAUCCAGCACCAAGCAUACAGCUUGACAGUGGCUCAACAAACACUACAGCCAAACUAUGGGCAACCCUUGUAUGACACCCCGACAAUUGUUGCAAACAACCAAUAUCAUCAGCAACUAGCAACCCAAGCUCCGGCUCCGGCUCCAGCUCCAUCUCCAGCGACAGCAGGCCAGGGAUUUCAGCCCCAUCAGCCUGCUCAACAACCAGUAAGCCCCUAUCAGCCCGUACCGGCCCCAAGUCAACCUGUCGACAAUGUCUAUCACCAAGAUCCGUUAACUUCUCUGUCGGCACAAAUGAACAAUUUAAAUGUGCAGAACAUUGAACAGCGCCAGACAAAUUCUGCGGUACUUCCUGUCCAUGAUGACGGACCACGAGGGCCACCAUCCUGUCUAGCAGCAGGUAUGGCCAGCGACACCCUUCCAUACUGCCCGGAAGGCCGCGUCGUGGCGUACGCUCUGGAUUGGUAUCGCCUUAUAGCUGUACCACAGUACCUUGUUUGUACAAAAUGCUACGAGGGUCAUGUCACAGGCACUCACCUCGCUAUUAAUUUUGAGCGGUACCAUUCCCCAGAAGGCACUGAAUCCAAGUGCGGCUUCUGGUCACCACGCGCGAGAGAGGUCCUUUGGCCCCGGGCCCUUCAGACCAACGACAUAGACCCUCUUCGGAUCUUUGCGGAGAAGACUCUGACAUUACCAAAGUGCAAAGGCAGAGUAUGGAGUACUGCUGCCGAUAAUGUCAAAUGGUGGGGCAUGAUAAACAACGAGGUUGAUGGAUUUAUUUCUUGCGAAACCUGUUACGAGGAUCGCAUUGUUGGCACAGCUUUUGAAAGACGUUUCUCCCCGUAUCGCCAACAAGGUCCCGACGAAAAUUGGAUGUGCGACUUGUGUAUUCCAUACAUUGCGACAGUGGCUGUGAAGAUGUUCAAGGCUAACAACUGGAGUGGGUUCACUGAAGCUGUCAAAUCGCGGGUUCAUCUCCCAGCAUGCGAAGGCAAAGAUGAAGAGUCCAAUAAUGGCCACUGGAUCCUUCCACGUCGCAGGAUCAACAACAUGAAAAUUUGUGAAGCAUGCUAUCUAGACAAGCUUGCUCUUACGCGCUUUGGUAAUGAGUUCGAGCGUCAUCAACGAGCUGAAGGAUUUGAUGCAUUUAUGGAGUCAUUGGGCCAGAAAUGGAAAUGCAGCCUUACCGACACGGCUGUCAACAUGAGCAUUGCCCUUGAGGCGGCUCUCUACCGUCGCGACUUUGAAGUAUUUUGGAACGCGGCUAGUGCUAUAUGUAGCCUUGUUCCUUGUACUGCGAAUGGUAUUAUUGGCGGAAACUGGUGGACCAUCGCUGGUGGCUGUCCCGACUUUGACGUUUGCGAGGCAUGCUACAAAGGAGCACUCCAGACGUCCAACCUCGAGCGCUUUUUCGAGCCUGCCAAACGUGACCCUACAGCGACCAUAACGUGCAACUUCUGUCCUAGCAGUCCGCGCUGGGGCACUUUCAUCACCAAGUUCGCCGAAGCAUUGGACAAGGGCAUUUUCAGCUACUACAGUGAUUAUGUCAGAAAAUGGGCAGGAGUACGGACUUGCCCUGGCAUCAAGAACAGAGACAAGAGUAAGUGGUGGGGACAUCCAGAAGCUUUAGCCUGCGAGGACUGCUGGCUGAACUUUGUUGCCGAUACUCCUCUUGGCGAUACUGUUCCAGUAAAAGGUGUCUACGACGAGCGGCCUUUGAUUUGCCAACUUUGGUCUCCUCGAAUGCGCAACAUGUGGCUCGCCGCCUGCGCAGCUGGACCUCCUGGAUCAUCAGAAUCACAAAAGGCUCUGGACGAGUUCCGUGCUUUCGGUACCAAGCGUGUUCAAGUGUACAAUGCUACGGUACCGCACAUAGAGAUGAUCCAAUCUAUGAUGAUGAUGAAGCGUAUGCAGGCAAUGCAGCAGGGUCAGUUGAGCCUCAUGUAUCAGGGGAUGAACGGUAUGUCAUCAAUAAUGGGAACAACUGAUGGCAAUUUGCAUGGCAAUAGUUCUAUUGGCUAUUAUGAAACUGAGAAUGGAGUUACAGCUGCAAAUAUGAUGAACAAUAUGCAUGCUGGGAUGGCGGAUUCGAACAAGAUGAGUGAUUGGAUGCAGAUGGCGCAAUUGCAAGCUACUUGGAUGGAGCCUAUUGAGAAGGAGGUGAGUACAUAUAUCACACCUAAUCGUUCAACGGACUGUGAUGCUGAAACCAUGUUUAGUUUGUGGACAAGUCUGCAAGUUACUAAAGACCUCAAUAUCCGAAUGUGGUUUACCGCCCGAACCGCUGGGAGAAGCUUUUCAGAAGGCCGAGGCAUAAGAGACCAAACUGACCGGUGA
Fusarium poae is the source of this 4020-nucleotide messenger RNA. RefSeq lists its product as uncharacterized. The record is from RefSeq and is a predicted model, not a curated record. Bases 1 to 4020 code for a protein of 1339 amino acids. NCBI's taxonomy places the organism in Eukaryota, Fungi, Ascomycota, Sordariomycetes, Hypocreales, Nectriaceae. The transcript has 4 exons.